Talaromyces rugulosus is the source of this 1605-nucleotide messenger RNA. RefSeq lists its product as uncharacterized. Gene Ontology annotation, molecular function: RNA helicase activity; nucleic acid binding; ATP binding. The record is from RefSeq and is a predicted model, not a curated record. The transcript is spliced from 2 exons. The coding region runs from base 1 to 1605 and encodes 534 amino acids. Lineage: Eukaryota; Fungi; Ascomycota; Eurotiomycetes; Eurotiales; Trichocomaceae.
AUGGCAGUGUCAAGUAAUUCGAAAGGUCACUCCGACGGAGAGGUGUCAGAUCGGUCGCCCUCCGAGUCUCCCGAAAUCGACGACACUGAUCAAAUUGACGCCCACAAGAGCCGGCCCUCAAAAAGAAGACGGGUUUCGCUCUCGUCUUCAGACGACUCAGAUACCGCCGCUCGCCCUCCUAUUGCACCGCUAUCGACUGUUUCAAGAAUCAGGAAGAAGACAGAUGUGCAAUCGCAGCCCAAGCCACAAGCCGAAGAGGAGCCCGUAACCAGCACAGAUGCCCGUGAGAUUGGCCUGCAGGUGUCCGACUCGACUUUUGCGACCCUCAAUGUCGCUCCCUGGCUGGUUAAAUCGCUGUCUACCAUGGCAAUUCGCCGGCCGACAGCUAUCCAGCGAUCAUGUAUCCCCGAGGUUCUGAAAGGAAAAGACUGCAUUGGUGGCAGUCGCACGGGUUCCGGAAAAACGGUCGCCUUUGCGGUGCCAAUUCUGCAGCAAUGGGCAGACGACCCAUUCGGAGUAUUUGCUGUUAUUCUUACCCCUACUCGCGAGCUUGCGCUUCAAAUUUUUGAACAAAUCAAGGCAAUCUCGGCCCCGCAGAGCCUGAAGCCGGUGCUCAUCACCGGCGGAACCGAUAUGCGCCCUCAGGCGAUUGCGCUCUCCCAGCGGCCACACGUCGUUAUUGCCACGCCUGGCCGUCUAGCAGAUCACAUUCGCACAUCGGGAGAAGACACGAUAGUCGGACUGAAACGCGUCCGCAUGGUGGUGAUGGAUGAAGCCGAUAGACUCCUGACCAGUGGAAACGGGAGCAUGCUACCCGACGUCGAAGUAUGCUUGUCUGCGCUGCCACCCUCGAGUGAACGGCAAACGCUCCUUUUUACGGCCACUGUCACCCCCGAAGUACGCUCUCUGAAGGAUAUGCCGCGACCGGCCAACCGGCCUCCAAUCUUCGUCACUGAGAUCGGGACCGAGAACCACGUACCUAUACCCCCGACUCUGAAACAAACAUAUCUCCAAGUGCCCAUGACGCACCGGGAAGCUUUCUUGCAUGUCCUCCUCUCGACCGAGCGCAAUUCCACCAAACCGGCCAUUAUCUUUUGCAACCGCACCAAAACAGCAGAUCUCCUUGAACGCAUGCUCCGCCGUCUCUCUCACCGAGUCACUUCUCUACACAGCCUGCUCGCUCAGUCGGAGCGGACGGCGAACUUAUCCCGCUUCCGAGCCAGCGCAGCGCGACUACUUGUUGCCACGGACGUAGCCUCGCGUGGUCUCGAUAUCCCCAACGUCAGUCUAGUUAUUAAUUUCGAUGUACCUCGCAAUCCGGACGACUACGUCCAUCGUGUUGGUCGUACGGCCCGUGCCGGCCGGGAGGGUGAGUCGGUCACUCUAGUUGGCCAACGAGACGUCAAUCUCGUCCUAGCGAUUGAGAAGAGAGUGGGAAGGCAGAUGGUGAAAUGGGAGGAAGAAGGUGUCAGCAUUGAGGGGAGAAUCGUCAGAGGCCCCAUGCUAAAGGAAGUGGGCGAGGCCAAGCGAGAGGCUACCGGAGAGAUUGAAGAGGGCAGAGACGUGCUUGGUCGGCGCGUGAACAAACUUAAAAAGGUCCGGUGA